Molecule: messenger RNA, 2310 nt
Organism: Vigna unguiculata (cowpea)
Lineage: Eukaryota; Viridiplantae; Streptophyta; Magnoliopsida; Fabales; Fabaceae
Molecular function (GO): nucleic acid binding
Source: RefSeq, a predicted model, not a curated record
AUGACGUAUACGGAAUUGUUACCGCAUCUUCUUCAAAAGCGCUUGGUUGCAAUUUGUCCGAUGAAGCCUAUGCAACCCCCGUUCCCAAAGAAUUAUGAUCCAAAUGCUAAAUGUGACUAUCACGGAGGGGGGGUUGGACACUCUACUGAGAAGUGUGUAGCCCUCAAACACAAAGUUGAAGCUUUAAUCAACUCAGGGUGGGUAAAGUUUCACGAAGACAAACCUAGUGUUGAAACGAAUCCUCUUUCAGGACAUGGGAAUCCUUCGACGAAUGCCGUCGAGGAUAGGGAACACAAGCUAGUAAGGAAUGUGAAUGAAAUCCGGAGCUCCAAGCGAUUUAUUUUUGAGACAUUGCUGAAAUUGGGUCUGUUAAAAGGGGGAUAUAACUUGAGUGAAAAAUGCAGAUUCCAUCCGGGUGCUAAGCAUUCUAUCGACAAGUGCACCAAGUUCGAGGAUGUUUUACAAAAUCUGCUCGACAGAAAUUUUGUGCAAGUAUGUCGCGAGGGUAUAGAGGAGGAAGUAUUUGCACAAGAUGGCGGGAAACCCGAUGUGACCUUGCCAGAGCCAUUGAGUGAGAAAGCUGUUCCGUGGAAAUAUGAUGUAUGUGUGUCGGGUGGGGAACAACAAAUAGAAGGCCAGCCUACCAGUGGUGAGCCAGUGGUUGAAAACAUUUCGGGCAUCGGUGGAAUGACUAGGAGUGGUCGAAUAUUUACGCCUCCGAUCUUGAUGAAAGAUGGAACAAGUAGUAGUGAACCGAUGAUGAACAAAAAUGCUAAUGAAUUCUUGAAGGGGAAGAUGAUACAAACCGAUGAAGAACUGAGAAAAGACGACAAGAAAGAAAUAUCUAAUGAAGAGGCUAGUGAGUUUUUGAAGUUCAUACAACAGAGUGAGUAUAAAGUGGUCGAGCAGCUGAAUCGCAUGCCUGCUCGGAUCUCUCUCUUGGAUUUACUCAUGCAUUCAACCUCACAUAGAAAGCUACUAAUGAAGAUACUCAAUGAAGCGCAUGUGGAGAAGAAUAUCUCUCUGGACAGUUUUGAGGGAAUUGUUAGCAACAUCACUGCUAACAAUUACCUCACUUUCACUAACGAGGAGAUACCUACUGAAGGGAGAGGACACAACAAGGCCCUCCAUAUCUCUGUAAAAUGCUUGGAUCAUGUCAUAGCACGAGUAUUAAUCGACAAUGGUUCUUCCCUGAAUGUAAUGCCAAAAGCAACAUUGGGAAAGCUUCCGUGUGAGGGUAUCCACAUGAAACCAAGUGCAAUGAUCGUGAGGGCUUUUGAUGGGAGCAAAAGAGAGGUGAUGGGAGAGGUAGAACUGCCGAUCCAAAUUGGGCCGUGUGUUUUUCAAGUAACGUUUCAAGUAAUGGAUAUCCUCCCAGCAUACAGUUGCUUGUUGGGUCGCCCUUGGAUUCACUCGGCGGGUGUGGUGCCUUCAACCUUGCACCAAAAGUUGAAAUAUGUCAUGGGCGAUAAACUAGUGAUAGUUUCAGGAGAGGAAGAUAUUUUGGUAAGCGGACCGUCGUCCUCUCGCUAUAUUGAAGCAGCAGAAGAAGCCCUCGAGACAGCUUUCCAGUCUUUGGAAAUUGUGGGCAAUACCUAUGUGGAGCCAUACCCGAUGAACCCACAAUUGUCUCGUGCCUCCCUUAUGACCGCUAGGAUCAUGCUAAAAGAGGGAUACGAAUACGGAAAAGGGCUAGGCAAGGACAAGCAAGGAAUGAUAUUUCCCUUGGAAGUCACUGAGAAAAGGAAUAGAUACAACGAUUGGGAAGAAGCUCAUGAAGCUGUGAAGGCCGACAUCAACCAGUUGAAGGAUCAAGUGAGCCAGAUCCUAGAGGCCUUAAAAUCGCUGAAAACUUCGGGAGAAGCCUCCUCUGCAAGGAUCGAGGAAAACAUUCACCCUCAAGUUCCUCGAUAUGAAGUCCAGAACACUCAGGGCAUGUCAAUCUCGUUCCCAAUGUACGGUCUGCCUCCGGGAUACACCCCACCUGUUGGGGAAUAUUCGGAGGCAGAGCAGACUUCCUUUUCUUUUCCUACAAUCACAUUUGCAGAACCAAGGGUGACUGUGGCACAAAAUACUCCAAACAUAACUGUUGACGAAGAUGCUUUGGCUAAGGUCAUGCCGCACGCCACAACCCAAGUAGUGUCCGCCGGUAUUGAUAGGGCUAAAAGUAAGCUUGAGAUACUUGAAGAGAGGGUUCGAGCCAUUGAAGGUGGUGGAAGCUAUGGGUUCGGUGAUGUUGCAAGGUUAAGCUUGGUUCCUGGUGUGAUGAUACCACAUAAGUUCAAGGUCCCAGAAUUUGAAAAGUAUUAG